Gambusia affinis (western mosquitofish) is the source of this 3063-nucleotide messenger RNA. RefSeq lists its product as uncharacterized. Bases 22 to 3063 code for a protein of 1013 amino acids. NCBI's taxonomy places the organism in Eukaryota, Metazoa, Chordata, Actinopteri, Cyprinodontiformes, Poeciliidae. The record is from RefSeq and is a predicted model, not a curated record. The transcript has 5 exons.
UGAGUGCUUUUUCUUUGCUAGAUGGAUAAUAUAACUUCUCAAUCACAACAUGCUGAGGAAAGAGAUACUGAUGAGAAUGAGGAAGAAAGUGGAGCAGGUCUUCUUGUGGAUCAGGAAGAGACAAUGUGCAACAUAGAGGGAGAUGCCUGGGUUACAAGGAGGAAUCCUGUAGGUGAAAUAACUUCUUUGAUUAGCUCCCUUUAUGUAUCAGAUAAUGAAGUUGAAGAAAAAGAGGAUGAUGAAGAAGAGUAUCUCCCUAUGUCAGACAUUAAUGAUAUUAGGAAUGAUUUAACUGAAAUGGGGGUUAAGAUUACCUCAUUGGAAGAAAAUUUUCGGGCAUCUGUAGACAGUGCUUUGAAUAGGGAGCAAAACAUCAGGACAUAUAUAGAUAGGAAUGUUGAGGCCCUGGAGCAAUGCAUGACCGCAGCCUUUAAGGAAUUGGAAGCUAAGGUAGUAGAUUGUUUGUUGCGACGAGAUGAGAAGUGGAAGGCUGAAAUAGAGAGGCUGAAGCGCGCUAGACUCUCUACAGUUAGUCAUUCCCUGGGUAGUGUCAGACCAAGUCUACCUGUGCCAUCUGAGCGUCUUUUUUCUACCAUGAGGCAUACUUUCCCUGAAACAUCAUCUCCACCUUUGGCCCUACGUGUACAAGGAGGACCACAAGGAAGUCUUGGAUCGUCACACCCUCAAAGAAUGGAUCAAACUACUGCCUACGUCCCUCCAGGAAUGUUUCCAGUCAGGUCAUCAACACACAGUGGGAUAGUAGACCUCCCGACAUCAACCUCUCACCUGACAGUUCCUUCAUCAAGCAGAACAUCUGUAGUUUACUCCAAGCCCCCUGUGCACAUGGAGUUCCCGACAUUUGAGGGUGCAGGAGAAGUUUCUGAUGUCUUAAAUUUUAUCGAUCAGUGUGAGACAUUUCUAACAGUAAGGCCUCUGGCUGAUACUGAAUUAUUGGGAGCUUUAACAGCUGUCUUAAAAGGCUCUGCUCGUUGUUGGUGGAGUGUGGCUAAAAACAAGAUACAUAACUGGCUUGAAUUUAAAAAUGCCUUUUGUGCUGCCUUUCUUCCUGCAGACUAUCUUUCAGAAGUGGAAGAGAAGUUAAGAGACAUGGUCCAGUUGCCAGAGCAAUGUCUCAGAGAUUUUGCCUUUGAGUAUCAAGCACUAUGUCUAAGAUGGAAGCCAGACAUCGGUGAGACAGAGCUUGUGAGGAGGAUUUUAAACAACUGUAAUCCAAAGCUAGCAGGCUGUCUUCGUGGCACAGUCACCUCUAUGGAUCAAUUAAUAAAGGUGGGAUCCCAGGUUGAAAAAGACUGCGCUGGGGUUAAAGUUUACUGGGGGAAAGUAGAUCAGCACAAAGCCAAAGGAAAAUGCCCAGCAAGAUCUAAGGGAAAUACCAGAAAGCCAACCGACUCUGUAUUUGUUGUUCAGCGAGGACCUGCAUCCUCCCUCCUUCACGUUCCCAUUGAGGUGCGUGACAGGAUGUACAACGCUGUUCUGGAUACAGCAUGCACCUAUUCCCUGAUGAGAAAUAGUCAGUGGAAAAUAAUUGCUAAAGAAGGGGAGGUUUUGAAGCCAGCUGACAACCAGAAGUUUGAACUUGCCAAUGGCAAAACCUACAGUGCUUUAGGGAAAGCGACAAUCAUCUAUGGUUGGCAUGGGAUGAUGUGGUCGUUGGAGACUUUUGUGGUGGAGGAUGAUAACCUCACCUUUCCCAUCAUCCUAGGACUCGACUUUUUGUCCAAAACCUCUGCCAUAAUCAACCUGGGUGACCACACCUAUGGGGUAAAAGGGCCAAAAGGUUAUACCUUUUAUCCUUUUUCAUCUUCGGUUGUUGCCAGAACACCUGGGCAUGAUAGUCAUUCUCUGCUUAAUCUGAUCCUGGCUCUGCCCCUAGAAAUAGACAAAGUACCAAACACAGCAUCAUAUCCCAUGAAGAUAAAACAUCCUCCAGAAGUCCAGAAGCUUUUGGAGGCCUGGCCAUCUGUAUGCUCGGAUACAUUGGGUAGAACAUCUGUGGAAGAACACAGAAUAAUGACCACAGAUGAAAUCCCCAUCCGCUGCAGAGCUUACCGGGUGUCUCCUUUUAAGCGGCAAAUAAUAAAAGAACAGAUUGAUGCUAUGCUAAAGGAUGGUAUUAUAGAGCCAUCACAAUCUUCAUGGGGAUCCCCCGUUGUCCUUGUUCCUAAGCCAGACCAAUCUUUUCGGUUUUGUGUGGACUACAGAGCUUUGAACACCAAAACUCUUCAGGAUGCCUAUCCCAUGCCCAUCAUCCACGAGCUGUUGGAGUCAAUGACUGGAGCAAAAAUUUUCAGCACCCUGGAUUUGAAGUCUGGAUAUUGGCAGAUGGUGGUGGCAGAAGACAGCAAAGCGAAAACUGCGGUUAUUACCCCAUUUGGACUUUAUCAAUUUAAGUGCAUGCCAUUUGGAUUAAAAAAUGCAGGAGCAUCCUUUCAACGUUUAAUGGAGAAAGUUUUAGGAGAGCUACGGGGAAAGAUCUGCUGUGUGUACAUCGAUGAUGUGAUUGUUUUCUCAGCUUCGGCUGAGCAACACCUGAAGGACCUGGAUACCCAAGAACUCAAGUUUCUGGGACACAUUGUAUCAGCGAAAGGUGUUCAAGUGGAUCCCGAAAAAACCGACGCCAUUACGGUUUAUCCUACUCCAACUGACCCGAAAACGCUUCAGAGAUUCCUUGGGAUGUCAGAGCUGCUGGCGGCUCACUGCCUCAGGCUCUUCUGGAUGGAGGACUUUGAUGUUGGCCUGCUGCAGGACAACACAGUCAUCCCACAGGCUCUGGGCAGCAGCACACACUGCGGCUGGAAACAGAGCGACGCCUUCCCCACCAUCGUUCACAGAUGUGGAUGGUCUGUCAAAGGAACCCGGAGGUCCGCCUCGUCUGCCGCGCUUGAUGGGACGCAGGCUGCAGGCGUCUCGUCACGGCUGCUGAGAAGGGGUCGCCGGGGUCCUCCCGCUUGUGGCGACGCCCAAGGGCCGUCGGCUCAGCGGGGAUCCCGGGGUGCCGGCGAGGUCUCGCGCAGAGCCGCGCUUCGCUUCAUGAAAGCCUAA